Messenger RNA from Lodderomyces oxycetoniae, 1104 nucleotides. RefSeq lists its product as uncharacterized. Lineage: Eukaryota; Fungi; Ascomycota; Pichiomycetes; Serinales; Debaryomycetaceae. The record is from RefSeq and is a predicted model, not a curated record. Gene Ontology annotation, molecular function: oxidoreductase activity, acting on the CH-CH group of donors, NAD or NADP as acceptor. The transcript has a single exon. The coding region runs from base 1 to 1104 and encodes 367 amino acids.
AUGGCGAUUCCCAAGGACUCUACUCAAGUUAUUCUUAGACAAGCACCUACAGGUUUUGUCAAUCCCAACUUUGACGAGCCAAGUUCUACGUUUGCCAUUAAACAAACGGCUAUUCCCGAAUUGCAAAAUGGUCAAUUAUUAGUCAAGACUUUGCUAAUCUCGAAUGACCCUACACAAAGGGGUUGGAUAAGAUCCAAAAAUAGCAACAAGAGGUAUUACGUUGAGCCUACUUAUGAGGGUGAGCCUAUGAGCUCAUUGGCUAUUGCAGAAGUUGUUGAGAGCAAGAGUGAAAAAUACCAAAAAGGAGAUAUUGUCAAUGGGAAGUUUUUCUGGGCUGAUUAUAUCAUUGUUGAAGAAAAAACUGUUAUUAAUGCCAUUGAUAAGAGCUUAGGGUUUCCGUUGGAGUUUUUUUUGUCUGUAUUAGGAAUGACAUCGUUGACUGCGUUAUUUGGGUUGACUGAAGCUGGAGGCUUGAAGAAGUACUUUAGUGAAAAGCCAAAAGAGUUGAUUGUGUUGGUUAGUGCAGCUUCUGGAGCAACGGGAUCUAUUGUUGUUCAAAUUGCCAAACAUUUACUAGGUGCGACCAAAGUUAUUGGUAUUUCGGGGUCUGCUGAAAAGUGCAGAUGGGUUGAAGGAUUAGGUGCCGAUUUAUGUGUCAACUACAAGGAUUCCGGGUAUCAGCAAGAGAUUACAAAGUAUUUGGGAGACAAGUUGGUCAAUGUUUAUUAUGACAAUGUUGGAGGUGAAAUAUUGAGUUUUGCCUUGACAAAGAUGGCCAAAUAUGGACGUGUUAUAUCGUGUGGUUCCAUUUCAAGCUACAACUCUAGCGAGUCGCCAAAGAUUACCAAUUGGGGAGAAAUAACUGUCAAUUCAUUAACGGUUUCUGGAUUUUUAGUAACAGAUUACAUUUCAAGGUUUCCUGAGGGAAUUGACAUUUUGUCAAAGGCGGUUAAAGAGGGGAAGAUUAAAACAGAGGGUGCAUAUCAUGUUGAGACAUUAACUGGAGAUAGUAUUGAAGAAAAAUUGGAGAAAAUACCAAAGAUUUGGAACCAAUUAUUUACUGGUGACAAGCCAAAUGGGAAAUUGAUUACCAAAGUUGCAUAA